Rotaria sordida is the source of this 3351-nucleotide messenger RNA. The record is from the annotation of a GenBank genome assembly. NCBI's taxonomy places the organism in Eukaryota, Metazoa, Rotifera, Eurotatoria, Philodinida, Philodinidae.
CGUUAGAUAAAUGUGAAGUGAACAAUGGUCUGUGCGAUAAUAAUGCUACAUGUUCGCACGGUAAUCCUGAUUUUGGUGAAAUAAUAUGCACAUGCAAACCUGGCUACCAAGAUGUUGAUGCAGGAGACACUGUACUAUGCGUCGGUAUGUAUUUAGUAAAGUGUUGGUAAUGGAAAGUUUCAGGAGAUUGAAAUUUUUUGAUAAAAUGUAUAUAUUCGGAUUGCGCUUUUGAUGCUGAUCACGAAUAUCACCUUUUUUUUUCUGUGAAGUGGAGUCUUCAUAGAGAUAACUGCGAAAUAAUGAGACGCACUUAAGUAUCGAAAAACUGUGGUGGUGGGAGAAAUAGAUUUUACUGUCGAUCUAUUUCAUUUCGGGCGUGCUGGGCGAUUUGAUAUUCGGAUUCGUUUUAUGGAAUCAGUUGUAGCCAUUUGGUACAGAGUUUCUAUGUAAAAUACAAGAAUUCUUAUGUAAAAUACAGGAAUUCUAUACCGCAUGGCUAUAACUAUUUUCAUACAAGGAAUCCGAAUAUCACAUCGCCCAGCGCGAAAAAUGAAAUGGAUUAGCAGUACGAUCAGUCUUUUGCAGCAAGACAUUUUUUCGAUUUUGCAGUGCAUCUCAGUAUUUUGCAUUUUUCUCUAUGAAGACUCCAGUUAAUCAAAAAAUUAGGUGAUAUUCGUGAUCAGCAUGAGAAGACAAAUGAGAAUAUGUAACUUUUAUCAAAAACUUAAUACACUGAAACUUUGCAUUAGCGGCACCUUAUCAACGAGUCUCAUGGAGUAAAUUCAUUUCUGUCAAAACUUUAGAUAAAUGUGAAGUGAACAAUGGUAAAUGCGACAAUAAUGCUACCUGUUCCCACGGUGAUCCUGACUUUGGUCAAAUAAUAUGCACAUGCAAUCCUGGGUACGUUGAUGUCGAUCCGACGUCAAAUGUACUAUGUGUCGGUACGUGUAAAGAUCUGCUUCUGAUUUGCCAGUUUCGUUGUGAUGUGUUUGAAGUGAGGGAAAGUGUGGAAAAAUUUGAUUCGUGUACGGUGAAUUUUUGUAUGAAUGCUUUGUGUUUGAUUUUGAAUUUUUGGUGUGGGAUGUGUGAUAUUUUGUUGGGUGGACACGCGUAUGAAGAGUGGAUUGUUUUGAUAGAUUGUAUUGGUGGGUUAGUGUGUUGUGGCGGUGAUUGUGGAAUUUGGUUGGGAUUUUAGAGUUGUGGUUUAGAUUUUGAUGCGAGGAAUGCAGAGGUGGUAUAUUCUUUGUGGGAAAUAGUUUUUUGGCAAGGGACAGAUUUUUAGCUUGGAGUUUAUGCUGCAAUUUUAAGUAUAUUGAAGUUUUGUGCAGUUGAACAUGUUAGAUUUGGUAGCAUAGGUUUAGGCUUAUAGGCGGUUAGCUGUGGUUGAAAGUAGUGUUUUAAAUUUAGUGGAAUAGUUAUAUUUGGUACAGCGUGUUAUUUUGUUGAAUUACGCGGAUUGUUAUGGGUAGAUUGUUAGGAGUAUUUUUAAAUGCAUUAAAUAGUGUAGUGCAGAAGAUGUUGUAUUUUUUUGUUGUAAUGAGAAACUAGUAUCUAUUUUGGACGAGCAAUGAUCGGAAAAAUCCGAUUAGCUAAGAUUGAUUUUAAUUAAAGACAGCGAGUUUUUGAGUAUUUUAUAUCAUAAGUUAUGGUGCUGAUUCGAUAUUUGUUCCAAACGUAGGUAGCGUGCAACCGGCUUUUGUUUAUUGGCAGAAGGUGCUAAUCAGGAACUGUGUCUCUAAAGUAUGUUUACUGGAAGAUCAUUUUGGAUUUUGUGUGAUUUGUGGAUGAAUAUUUUUGCACUCAAAUCAAUUGUCUGAUUUUGAUGCUUGAUUACAUUUGAUAAUCACAAUUAGAUGCUGUAUUGAAAGUGAAAAAUAGUUUAUGGCAUUGUUAGUUACAAUGAUGUCUGAGAAACUCUUUAACGUUCAGUCAACUAAGAUUAAAAAGAGGGAUUACUAUAUGUAGGGCGCACUCUACGAGUUGCAGGUCAUUAAAGUGAAAUGGUGAAACUCAGUAUUUAAUGAGGUAUAUAAAUUGCAGUAAUUAAAAAGAAAAGUAGUACCAAUGUAGUUUAGCGCUGUGUACAAAUUACAGCUGGUUAAGUGAACGUAAUGAAACUUAAUCUUUAGCGAAGUCUAUAAAUUGCAGGAAGUUUAUAAAAUGUAUCUGAAAGUUUAAGUUAUUUUAAAAUUAUUUUCAGUAAAUUUUUGUUUUUGAAAGUUGUAAACCGAAAGGUAGAGACCUAAGGUUGUUUUCGAUUUGAUUAAAUUAAAUUUAAAAACAAAUGAAAGUAUAGUUAACAUAUGUUGAAUUUCGGUUUUAUUUUCGGAAAUGAGAAGAUAUGGUGUUUUGUAUAAAAAACUCUGAUGUAUUUGAUAAAUAUGUCUGAAAACUUUAGAUAUUUGUGAAUACAACAAUGGCGGAUGUGACAAUAAUGCUACCUGUGCCCACGAACCUAACAGUGAUGCAGUUAUAUGCACAUGUAAACUUGGCUACACUGAUAGUGAUCCAUCAGUAACAAACGUAGUGUGCGUUGGUAUGUGUUGUAUUUGGAAAGGAAUUUGAUUUAUUGAAUGCAUUGAUGUGAAUACUUUAGAUAUUUGUGAAUAUCAGAAUGGUGAAUGUGGUAAUAAUGCUACAUGUUUGCAUCCACUAAACAGCAAUGCAGUUACAUGCACAUGCAAACCUGGCUACACCGAUGUUGGUACAGCAGGGAAUGUAGUAUGCGUUGAUAAAUGUGAGGUGAACAAUGGUCUAUGCGAUAAUAAUGCUACAUGUUCCCAUGGUAAUCCUAACUUUGGUCAAAUAAUAUGCACAUGCAAGCCUGGCUACCAAAAUGUUGCUGCAGGAGGAAAUGUACUGUGCGUCGAUAAAUGUGAAGUGAACAAUGGUGAUUGCGAUAAUAAUGCCACAUGUAGCCACGAUAAUCCUGACUUUGGUAAAAUUAUAUGCACAUGUAAACCUGGCUACACGGAUAGUGAUCCGUCACUGACAAAUGUAGUAUGUUUGGAUAUUUGUGAAUACCAGAAUGGUGGAUGUGGUGAUAAUGCUACAUGUGUCCACGAACCUGCCAGUAGUGUACGUGUUUGCUCAUGCAAACUUGGCUACAUUAAUACUGAUCUGACAUUUACAAGUGUUGUGUGCGUUGUUACCACCACGACAACUACCACAACUAAAGCGCCAACAACUACCACAACUAAAGCGCCAACAACUACCACAACUAAAGCAGCAACAACUACCACAACUAAAGCACCAACAACUACCACAACUAAAGCACCAACAACUACCACAACUAAAGCAGCAACAACUACCACAACUAAAGCACCAACAACCACCCCAACUGCGGGUUAA